CUCUCGGGCUCAGCACUGGGCGAAUCCUCCGCUAGUACGGAGACGACCGGGCUCUCAAGAUGGCGGCCCCAUGCGGAAACAGCGUCAGGGAGCAGCCAUGUUGCUUCCUGAACAAAGCUUCUGAAGAUGCGGAACGGGCAAAACCGCCCCGUACGGAACGGCGCAGCCUCGGGAGCCCGGUGUGGUGCUCGCGGACAGGAAGCGGGAGAGUUUGCCAAUAUGGAUGUGACAGCGGUUCCCAUUAAGCGGUGAUGGUGGUUUUGGGACCUGAUAAUCGAGCUGGGAGUCAGAGGCGGGAUGUGUGCAGUGAAGGAUCUGUUUUGAUACCCCCAUAUAAAAUAAUCUGUCUGUCAUGGGAGCCCCCACGUCCUCUGAAAUAGUUCAGCUCUGUCUGCAUGACUUGUCCUGGGCCUGAGGAAAGUUUACCAGUCAUCUGGCCUUUUGGAAGAGAGCAAAAAAUGAUGAAGUCCCAGGGGUUAGUAUCAUUCAAGGAUGUGGCUGUGGAUUUCACCCAGGAGGAGUGGCAGCAACUUGACCCUUCUCAGAGGACCCUGUACAGGGAUGUGAUGCUGGAGAACUACAGCCACCUGGUCUCAAUGGGGUAUCCAGUUUCCAAACCAGAUGUCAUCUCCAAGUUGGAACAAGGAGAAGAGCCAUGGAUCAUAAAGGGAGACAUAUCAAAUUGGAUCUAUCCAGAUGAAUAUCAGACAGAUGGGAGACAAGGGAAGAAGAGUAAGCUUCACAACUCCCAGUCCUGUAUUUUGGGGACAGUUUCCUUCCAUCAUAAGAUAUUGAAAGGAGUCACAAGGGAUGGUUCAUUGUGCUCCAUUUUAAAAGUCUGUCAAGGUGAUGGUCAGCUGCAGAGAUUUCUAGAUAAUCAAGACAAACUCUUCAGGCAGGUCACAUUUGUUAACAGCAAAACAGUGACUGAGGCAUCAGGGCAUAAAUAUAAUCCAUUGGGGAAAAUAUUUCAAGAGUGCAUAGAAACUGAUACAUCAAUACAGAGAUUCCAUAAAUAUGAUGCAUUUAAAAAGAACUUAAAACCAAAUGUUGACCUACCAAGUUGUUAUAAGAGCAAUUCAAGAAAAAAACCUGAUCAGAGUUUUGGAGGUGGAAAAUCAUCUAGCCAGAGUGAGCCCAAUUCUAAUCUUGAGAAGAUUCACAAUGGAGUAAUACCUUUUGAUGAUAAUCAGUGUGGAAACGUUUUUAGAAAUACACAAUCCCUUAUUCAAUAUCAGAAUGUGGAAACUAAAGAGAAAAGCUGUGUAUGCGUUACAUGUGGAAAAGCCUUUGCUAAGAAGUCACAACUCAUUGUACAUCAAAGAAUUCAUACUGGAAAGAAACCAUAUGAUUGUGGUGCAUGCGGAAAAGCCUUCAGUGAGAAGUUUCAUCUUGUUGUACAUCAGAGAACUCAUACUGGGGAGAAACCUUAUGAUUGUUCUGAAUGUGGAAAAGCCUUCUCUCAGAAAUCAUCCCUUAUUAUACAUCAGAGAGUUCACACUGGGGAAAAACCCUAUGAAUGUAGUGAAUGUGGGAAAGCCUUCUCCCAGAAAUCACCCCUCAUUAUACAUCAGAGAAUACAUACUGGGGAAAAACCAUAUGAAUGUAGAGAGUGUGGGAAGGCCUUUUCCCAGAAGUCACAGCUGAUUAUACACCACAGAGCUCAUACUGGAGAGAAACCAUAUGAGUGUACUGAAUGUGGGAAAGCCUUCUGUGAGAAGUCCCACCUCAUUAUACAUAAAAGAAUUCACACUGGUGAGAAACCCUACAAAUGUGCUCAAUGUGAGGAAGCCUUCAGCAGGAAGACAGAACUCAUUACACAUCAGUUAGUUCAUACUGGGGAAAAACCUUAUGAAUGUACUGAAUGUGGAAAGACAUUCUCCCGCAAGUCACAGCUCAUCAUACAUCAGAGAACACAUACUGGAGAAAAACCCUAUAAAUGUAGUGAAUGUGGCAAAGCCUUCUGCCAGAAGUCACAUCUGAUUGGACAUCAGAGAAUUCACACAGGAGAAAAACCUUAUAUAUGUACUGAAUGUGGGAAAGCCUUCUCUCAGAAGUCCCACCUUCCGGGACACCAACGAAUUCAUACAGGAGAGAAACCUUACAUAUGUGCUGAAUGUGGAAAGGCCUUUUCUCAGAAGUCAGACCUUGUUUUACAUCAGAGGAUUCAUACUGGGGAAAGACCCUAUCAGUGUGCUAUAUGUGGGAAGGCCUUCAUCCAGAAGUCACAACUAACUGUACACCAGAGAAUUCACACAGUGGUAAAAUCAUAAUGAACUGGCCACAGAAAAGCCUUAGUAUUAGCUCAAGCCUUAAUAAUUACUAGAAACCCAAUUAAUUUGAUAAGCUUGGGGACAACAUCCCAAUAGAUAAAAAUUUUUAAGGGAAUUUGUUUCUAGUUUGGUGAUGCCUAACUUUUCCAGCAAAGAUGAUGGAAAAUAGUUAUAUAAAUGAACAUUUUUAAUAUGGCAUGUAAAGCUUUUAAAGUUAUGAACUCAGUGAUCAGCACAGCAAGUUAAGCAUACAGAAUAUUGUCAAGUUGCAUAUUCCUUAUACUACAUAAUGAUAAUCAGCCAUUGUGAAACUGCUAAUAUUAGCUUGUCAUAAUUAUGGCCAUAAAGUAAUUUUUCUAUAAAAGACAUGGAAGAAAGCUUGAGUAAACAACAAAAUAAAACCUAUACACUAUUUUAAGAAGGAGCUUGAGCAGGACCCCUAAAGCAACAUGUAAAGUUCUUGUACAAAAAAUGGAAUGAUAGGUUGAUCAGAUUCAGUAAAGUUGAUCAGUAUGCAUUUUCCCAUCUCAAGCAUAUAGGUUGACCUGCAUCUCUGGAAGGACCUUGAGAUUGAUGCAUUUUGAGCAGGUCUCCCUUUUACUCUUCCCAACUGGGAACUUGGAGCUGAAAACCAUUGGCACUGAGGCCAGAUGGUCUUGGGUUUAAUCCUGGCUCAGUGCCUCACAGAUUGUGUGACUUUAGGCAAACAUACUUCCCCUAUCUGAGUAUUUUUUAUCAAUAAGUACAAACACAAUGCAGAGCUCAUUUUCAGUUAAUAUUAGUACUUUUUAAAUCUUUACUCUCUAUCUUGAAGCAUUAGAUGUUAAGACUAAUGUGUAAAAACCAUGUCUGAACUUGCUUUUCCCUCUGGACACUCUGCUUUUGAUUGCCUAUCCCUAUAAGUGGCUCAUUUUACUGUCUUCUGAUCCUGGUGGCCUUAUUUUUGCUAUGUUAAGGUUAUGUUUUUUAAUACUUGCAUUUAUUAUUUUCAUAUACUUCUAUAAACCAUGGUGAUUGCACAUAAA
This is a messenger RNA of Symphalangus syndactylus (siamang), 3298 nucleotides long. RefSeq names its product zinc finger protein 300 (gene ZNF300). Gene Ontology annotation, biological process: regulation of DNA-templated transcription. The record is from RefSeq and is a predicted model, not a curated record. Gene Ontology annotation, molecular function: DNA-binding transcription factor activity, RNA polymerase II-specific; RNA polymerase II cis-regulatory region sequence-specific DNA binding. Lineage: Eukaryota; Metazoa; Chordata; Mammalia; Primates; Hylobatidae.